Molecule: messenger RNA, 255 nt
Organism: Prunus armeniaca (apricot)
Lineage: Eukaryota; Viridiplantae; Streptophyta; Magnoliopsida; Rosales; Rosaceae
Source: the annotation of a GenBank genome assembly
AUGAUGGGUGCGCUAGUGGCUUUCAUAGGGAGCUUGGAUGAGCAGAGGCAGAAUGUGAUGAAAUUGUUGAGCGUGUUGAGAGGGGUGGAAGCUUGGGAGUUGAGCAGAGAGGAGCAGAUGGGGCAAGUGAUUGAGAGGCUGAGGGUGGAGUUGGAGAAUGAGAGGGGGAGGAAUUUCCAGUUGGAGAUGGAAUUGGAGUUUCUAAGGAUUCAGGUUUCUGGUGCACAUAGCAGCACUGGGGCUGGUAUCGAUUGA